Scheffersomyces stipitis CBS 6054 is the source of this 879-nucleotide messenger RNA. It is a transcript of the gene SPS20, whose product is annotated as Sps20p. The coding region runs from base 1 to 879 and encodes 292 amino acids. The record is from RefSeq and is a predicted model, not a curated record. Gene Ontology annotation, biological process: fatty acid catabolic process. Gene Ontology annotation, molecular function: 2,4-dienoyl-CoA reductase (NADPH) activity. The transcript has a single exon. Lineage: Eukaryota; Fungi; Ascomycota; Pichiomycetes; Serinales; Debaryomycetaceae.
AUGAGCACUUUAGAUCAAUCCUUUGUCACCAACGGUUCCUGGAAGCCCGAUCUCUUCAAGGGCAAGGUUGUCUUUGUCACCGGAGGAGCAGGUACCAUUUGCAGAGUGCAGACCGAAGCCUUGGUAUUACUUGGAGCCAACGCUGUUAUUAUUGGUAGAAACGUCGAAAAGACUGAGAAGGCUGCCGCAGAAAUUCAACAAUUGAGAGCCGGUGCUAAAGUCAUUGGAAUUGGUGGAGUCGAUGUCAGAUCAGUAGAAUCGAUCGCAAAGGCUGUGGAAGUCACUGUCAAAGAGCUUGGCCGUAUCGAUUUCGUCAUUGCUGGUGCCGCUGGUAAUUUCAUUUCAGACUUCAACCACUUGUCUUCCAAUGCUUUCAAGUCUGUCGUUUCCAUUGACUUGUUGGGUUCGUAUAACACAGCAAAGGCCACAUUCCAAGAACUCAGAAAGACCAAAGGUGCCUACUUAUUUGUUUCGGCCACCUUGCACUAUUACGGUAUUCCAUUCCAGUUGCAUGUUGGCGCUGCUAAGGCUGGUGUAGAUGCUCUUUCCAAUGCCUUGGCUGUUGAAUUGGGUCCUUUGGGAAUCCGUUCCAAUGCCAUUGCUCCCGGUUUAAUCGAAGGAACAGAAGGCUUUGCUAGAUUGGCACCACCUAGUGAGGAUGGGGGAAAUGGCUUACGUGACAAAAUCCCAUUACAAAAAUUCGGUACGAGUAGAGAUAUUGCCGAAGCCACUGUCUAUUUGUUCUCUCCAGCUGCUUCUUAUGUGACCGGUACUAUUGAAGUUGUUGACGGUGGGGCAUGGCACAUCGGGAGUUACAUGCAAGAUCUCUAUCCUUCCGUGGUUAUCGCUGCUAACGAAGAUCCAUCAGCAAAGAUCUAA